CUAUAGCACUUCACUAAAGAUCCUUGGCUUAGACAGAAAAGGUCAAGGGCUAUCCAAUCUACUGGUUUUGCAACGGAUUUAGUAAGCAUCCUGUAUCAAAUGAAUAGAGAUAACAAAAGAAAUAUUUAAAGGAAACCUGCAAAUGGUUACAGAUAAGACGUUGCUUAUACAUUUUAAUUAAUAAUUCAUAUAAAAUAUGAAAUCAUUUUCAAACACAAUAUACUUUUUUUCGAUUUUUUGUAUCAGCGUGAUACUAGCGACUAAUUUGCGGACUUUAAAACGAAUAGAGAAGUGUUCUCAGAUUAGAUGUCCCUUGAUAAAAGCCACGAUUUGCGUGAAAGUAAAGGACCAAAAUACUCCGAGGCGUUAUGUCAUGAUGUCUAAAUGCGAGCUGAAACUUAUCAAAUGUCAUGGAGAUGUAAACACAACAGUAGUACCUGGAAAGUACUGCAAUGCACUUAGGCAACGGGACAUUUCACCUGAAAAGGAGGAAGACCCUGUUAACGAUUCCAGCCCCUCCAAGAUAUUGCAAGAAUAUAGCCCUGUAGAUCAGGAAGAUCCUGUUAAUGCGUCCGGUCCGAGAGACCGUGUAGAUCAGGAAGAUCCUGUUAACGAUUCCAGCCCCCCCGAGAUUCAGCAAGAAAAAAACCCUAUAGAUGAUGAAGAUCCAGGUAAAGAUUCCGAUACUUCUGGGAUACUGAAAGAAGAAGACCAUGUAGUUCAGGAAGAAGUUGCUGAUAACGAUGAGGUACCUCAAGUAGAAGGUGAUAACGAUAGUGAAAAAGGUAAGUUACAAGAAGAAAAUCAUUUGGGGAAUGACCAAUCUGGAGCCAACUGUCCUCAGAAGUGCUUAAAUCGCAGAGUGAUGGUGUGUGCGCGCUGUCCUCACGGCAUCUAUCGGACGUUCAUGAGCAGCUGCUUCAUGAGGAUGUAUCAGUGCCAGCAUCCUAAUGAAAAGCUGGAACUGGUAUCACGACACGCUUGCACAGGCUCAGCACCAUAUAUGGGUGAGAUGCCGAAGCCGUUUGGGGAAAAAGUGGAGCCUUUUGAUGAUGAUCCCGUACUUAACCAUAUUUACCACAGAUUGAGUGUACAAGAUUGAGUCUGCUAACAGUCUUACGAUAUUAAAUAUUUAGAUUUUGG
Messenger RNA from Cydia strobilella, 1143 nucleotides. RefSeq lists its product as uncharacterized. Lineage: Eukaryota; Metazoa; Arthropoda; Insecta; Lepidoptera; Tortricidae. Bases 197 to 1102 code for a protein of 301 amino acids. The transcript is spliced from 6 exons. The record is from RefSeq and is a predicted model, not a curated record.